CAAAAACAAAAGAAAAAACAAUUUUCACUUUUUUUAGUCUCAAUUUAUCCCCUUUCUCUGUUACUCUUUCUCUAAAUUCCAUUUAUGUAGUGGUUUUAGAGAGAGAAAGCAGCUUCUUUCUUGCUGCUCUUUUUUUAUGAUUCAUAAUUUCAUGUGUUUUGCAUAUAUACACACACCCAUUUGUGUAAAAAAGUGAAAGAUUGAAGCUUUUUUUGAGUUUUGAGCUAGCUGAAGCUCCAUUAAUGGUGAACAAGAAGGUGAAAUAAGCAAGACCCUUGUGAGAAUAUUUGAUGUUUUCAAAAGGGUACAGCAGCAUUUCUUCAAAACCCCUCAAAUUUGCUUUAAAAGUUGAGUUUAUAUGAUCCUAAGAAAGGAGGAAAAACAAGAGGAAUGACUAUGAAGAUGCAAGGUUACCAUACGGUGGCUGUAAGGUUGAAUGAUCCAUUUGGAACAAAGAGAAAGUACACAUUUAUAAACAAAGUAUGGCUGCCCAAAAUUUUAGCGCUCUGGAUCAUGAUUAUGGUUUUUGCUAGUAGAGUGCUAUAUAAUAGGAUGGAUGCUGAAAACAAAGAAAGAAGGAAAGAAGUUCUUGUAAGCAUGUGUGAUCAAAGGGCUAGAAUGUUGCAAGAUCAAUUUAAUGUCAGUGUUAAUCAUGUGCAUGCGCUUGCUGUUUUGGUCUCCACUUUUCACUAUUAUAAGAAUCCCUCAGCAAUUGAUCAGGAAACUUUUGCAGAAUACACCGCUAGGACAGCUUUUGAAAGGCCAUUGUUAAAUGGUGUUGCAUAUGCACAAAGGGUUGUAAAUUCAGAAAGGGAUGAAUUUGAGAAGCAACAUGGGUGGACAAUAAAGACAAUGGAAAGGGAGCCUUCACCUAUGCGAGAUGAGUAUGCCCCUGUAAUAUUCUCUCAAGAAACUGUCUCGUACAUUGAGUCACUUGAUAUGAUGUCAGGAGAGGAAGAUCGUGAAAACAUAUUAAGGGCUAGGUCUACUGGGAAUGCAGUUCUUACAAGGCCAUUUCGUUUGUUGGGUUCUCAUCAUCUUGGGGUUGUGUUAACGUUUCCUGUAUACAAAUUCAAGCUUGAGCCAAAUCCUUCUGUGGAAGAACGUAUUGAAGCAACAGCAGGAUACCUUGGUGGAGCAUUUGAUGUGGAGUCGCUAGUUGAAAAUCUACUAGGACAACUUUCUCGGAACCAAGCAAUUGUAGUCAACGUAUAUGACAUAACUAAUACUUCAGAUCCCCUAGUAAUGUAUGGACGUGAACAUCAAGAUUGUGAUAUUUCCCUUGAGCGUCUAAGCAUGCUUGACUUUGGGGAUCCAUUUAGAAGACACCAAAUGAUAUGUCGGUAUCUUCAGAAGGCACCGACAGCAUGGACAGCAAUCACGACUGCGUCCUUAAUAUUUGUAAUUGGGUUACUAGUCGGCUAUAUGAUAUAUGGUGCAGCGCUUCACAUUGUUAAGGUUGAGGAUGAUUUUGACCAAAUGGAGAAACUAAAAGGGCAAGCAGAAGCUGCCGAUGUUGCAAAAUCCCAGUUUCUUGCUACUGUAUCACAUGAAAUCAGAACUCCAAUGAACGGCAUCCUUGGGAUGCUUGCAUUGCUUCUUGAUACAGAUUUGAGCUCGACACAAAGGGACUAUGGUCAAACAGCUCAGGCAUGUGGAAAGGCACUGAUAGCUUUGAUUAAUGAAGUCCUUGAUAGGGCAAAAAUCGAAGCUGGAAAGUUAAAUCUGGAAGUAGUCCCAUUUGAUAUUCGAGCUAUACUUGAUGAUGUGCUCUCUUUGUUCUCUGAAAAGUCUAGGCACCAAGGUGUUGAGCUGGCCGUGUUCGUAUCUGAUAAGGUUCCAGAUAUUGUUGUCGGAGAUCCUGGGAGAUUCCGGCAAGUGAUCACAAAUCUUGUGGGAAACUCUGUCAAGUUCACAGAAAAAGGACACAUAUUCGUGCAAGUUCACCUUGCUGACCAUGCACAAGUUGUCCUAGGGGCAAGUUCUGACACAACUUUGAAUAGAGGAUUUAAAGGUGCAGUUAGCAGUCACUUUAGUACUUUGAGUGGUCGUGAAGCUGCUGAUGAUAGGAAUAAUUGGGAUACAUUUAAGAAAUUAAUUGCCAAUGAAGAGUUCAUGUGCAAUGCUUCUAAUAACGUGAUAGGUCCUGAUGAAUUAUUUCAAAAUGUCACAUUGAUGGUAUCUGUUGAGGAUACAGGGAUAGGGAUCCCUGUACCCGCACAAGAGCGGGUAUACAUGCCAUUCAUGCAGGCGGAUAGUUCAACUUCGAGAAACUAUGGUGGUACCGGUAUCGGAUUAAGUAUAAGCAAGUGUCUAGUUGAGUUGAUGGGUGGUCAGAUAAACUUCAUCAGUCGUCCGCAAAUUGGAAGUACAUUUUCGUUUACGGCUGUCUUUAGAAGGUGCCAAAAUAUUACAACUGGUGAUAUGAAAAAAUCCUUAGCUGGUGAUCUCCCUACGACCUUUAAAGGACUGAAAGCAAUUUUAGUUGAUGAGAGACCAGUUAGAGCUGCGAUAACAAAGUAUCAUUUAAAAAGACUUGGCAUCCUGGUAGAAAUUGCCGCUAGCAUCAAGAUAGCAGCCACAAUGUCAGGCAUAAAUGGUAUUGUGAGAUCGAGAAACCGUUUGCAGCAAGAUAUGAUUCUGAUUGAGAAGGAUUCAUGGUUAUCCAGUGAAGAUGAUUUCUUAAAUCUACGACUGAUUAAUUGCAAGCAAAACGGAGAUGAUAACUUAUUAUCUAAGAUGAUCCUUCUGGCCACCAAUAUCACCAGCGCUGAGUUUGAUAAAGCAAAAGCAGCAGGUUUUGCAGAUACUGUGAUUAUGAAGCCGUUGAGGGCUAGCAUGGUAGCAGCCUGUCUUCAGCAGGUGUUUGGAACAGGAAAGAAACCGCAAGGAAAAGAAAUGCUCAAUGGAUCUUUCCUUCGAAGUCUGCUUUGCGGCAAGAAAAUAUUGGUGGUUGAUGACAACAGGGUGAAUCGCAGAGUUGCAGCCGGUGCCCUGAAGAAGUUUGGUGCCGAUGUGGAGUGUGCUGAGAGCGGUAAAGAUGCUCUUGCACUACUACAGUUUCCACACAAUUUUGACGCAUGCUUCAUGGAUAUUCAGAUGCCAGAAAUGGAUGGUUUUGAGGCAACUCGUCGCAUUAGGAUGCUGGAGAGCAAGGCAAAUGAGCAGAUGAAUGGUGAAUAUCCCCCUGCCAAUAGAACUUCAAGAACUACAGAAUGGCAUUUACCCAUUUUAGCCAUGACGGCCGAUGUUAUCCAUGCCACACAUGACGAGUGCCUGAAAAACGGAAUGGAUGGUUACGUAUCAAAGCCAUUUGAAGAAGAGAAUCUCUAUCAGGCUGUUGCCAUCUUCUUCGAGCCUAAACCAGUAUCGGACUCAUAGCAGAACUUCCCAUUCCUGAUUCCUUGCAACGAAACAUUACCCGAGCAUCUUUUGCAUGUUCUUUGCUGAAGCCUAAUCUCCAGUGUGGGAAAACUUUGAGUGUCAGUCUGCAGGUUGGAUAUAGUAUUUGGCUAUUUGCUAACCAGUUUACUUAAAAACCUCUACUGUUAUUACAGAAACCAUUAGUCUUCACUGUAUGUAAAGAUCAUAUGAUGAAGUUUGGUUUCUGGGGUUUGGUUUAGGAACAAUAUCUUAAAUUGCAUGGCUCAGUUUGCACUGUGCUGUGUUAUGUACUGGAAAGCAAUGCCCAUACUGUAUAUAUAAAUUCUCUUUAAAUA
This is a messenger RNA of Daucus carota subsp. sativus, 3719 nucleotides long. RefSeq names its product histidine kinase 4. Gene Ontology annotation, molecular function: phosphorelay sensor kinase activity. NCBI's taxonomy places the organism in Eukaryota, Viridiplantae, Streptophyta, Magnoliopsida, Apiales, Apiaceae. The transcript is spliced from 12 exons. The record is from RefSeq and is a predicted model, not a curated record. Gene Ontology annotation, biological process: phosphorylation; phosphorelay signal transduction system. Bases 391 to 3381 code for a protein of 996 amino acids.